Messenger RNA from Candida dubliniensis CD36, 1713 nucleotides. It is a transcript of the gene CUP2, whose product is annotated as Cup2p. The transcript has a single exon. Lineage: Eukaryota; Fungi; Ascomycota; Pichiomycetes; Serinales; Debaryomycetaceae. Gene Ontology annotation, biological process: intracellular iron ion homeostasis; positive regulation of transcription by RNA polymerase II; intracellular copper ion homeostasis. Gene Ontology annotation, molecular function: copper ion binding; RNA polymerase II cis-regulatory region sequence-specific DNA binding; DNA-binding transcription factor activity, RNA polymerase II-specific. The coding region runs from base 1 to 1713 and encodes 570 amino acids. Gene Ontology annotation, cellular component: nucleus. The record is from RefSeq and is a predicted model, not a curated record.
AUGUUGAUCAAAGGAGUCAAAUACGCCUGUGAAAGAUGUAUCAGAGGCCAUCGUGUCACAACGUGUACCCAUUCUAAUGAACCAUUGACUAUGAUAAAACCAAAGGGGAGACCAGUGACACAAUGUCAACACUGUCGUGAAAAUAGAAAAUCAAAGAAUUUGCAUGUCUCAUGUACAUGUGGUAAAAAGGGCAAAAAUGGUUCACAUUUACCUUCAUGUGCCUGUCACAAGACUAGUCAUUGUACUUGUUCCACCAAUCUGACCAAGAAACCCACCGCAAAGGGUGAUAUUUACCAUAUGACUGCUUCGGAAAAGGCCAAAAAGAAAUCAUUAAUAGAUGCUGCUAAUGCCGGUUUAAAGAAAAGAUCAGAUUCUGUAUCAACAACUCAAUCAGGUACAAGUAGUGUCGCCUCCCCAUCGAGUGCUGCUUCUCCAAACAAAAAACAAUCGGUACCACCACCACCACAACAACAAAGAAAACAACAACUGACCCUGCCAAAUCAAUCACAACAAUCCGCACCACCAGCAUAUAAUUAUCUUCUGGACCAAAACUUUGUGAUAGAAGAUAUUGUUUUCCCAUUUAGCACUGACAAUGGAUUGUUUGAUAUGUUUUCUUCGAAUGCGACAUCAGAAGCAGGUGCUAGAGACUCUCAAAUAGCCACUGCCAGUAAUCUAGCAAGCGACAACUCAACUCCUUAUAAUCUUAAUUCCGAUGCAGGGAUCAGUUAUUCCAAUAAAGAUGUGGGGCUACCACUAAGUCCCAAUGAAACUGAAGCUGACCCCAUGUUCCCCUUAUUCCCCCUUGUAGGUACACAAAGUUUCGAUCGUGAAAACCAACCGCUUCUGGCAUUAUCUAAUGGGAAGGAACCACCACAACAACCAACACCAGUCAGACCUCAUGUUAGCACUGCCAUGAAUAAUAUUAGUUCUAACUCAUAUUCCUCGAUCCCAUCUGCAGUCGAAGUUAGUUCAAUAAAUCAUCUGCAAUCACGUCCUAAACGACCAGAAAGUGUUUUAUCUAUAGCAUCAAAUUCAUCAACUAGGUCAUUUGAUUUUUUUGGAAACACCCACACUAAUUAUAACUCAUCUUUUUUGAAUGGAAGUUUACCCACGUCUUCUACUUCAGCUGCAUUCCCUCCAUCUAAUGGUUUUGAUGAAAACAAUUUAACGAAUAUUAAUGCUGACGACCACAAUAAUAUGCAACAUCAUUUUGGAAGAACGGGUUUGGGCGCAGCUAAAUUUGGAUCUCAAUUGAGUAAAAUUGAGUCGGAAAUGUAUACCGAUAAUUUUUUCGAUGAUCCCCAGUCACAAAAUGUCGAUCAAUUACAGUUCCCUGAAUCAACAGCAAUACCAAAUUUGUACAAUGUUGCUGAGUUUAAUGGAAGUGAUAACUAUGCAAGUAGUAACCCCAGUAAUUAUGAUGUUAAUAAUAACUCCGACGUGAUCACAAAUGGCACUAAUAUGGAAAACAACAACGACCUAAAUUACCAAAACUAUAAUAAUGAAAUCAAAACUAACAUCAAAGAUAAUGGUAGCAGUGCUGUUGGGAACCUUAGUCAGGAUCGUGUAAUUUCGACGUCACUGCAACUUCCUGAUACUGCUGAUAUUGUUGUGCCCAAUUUAUAUAAUGUUCAAGAUAUUUUGAGUGAUUCCGCUUUUGAUGAUUUUAUACCUACGCUAGCGGGUAACAAUAAAGAUCAGAGUAAUAUAUAG